Molecule: messenger RNA, 1977 nt
Organism: Oldenlandia corymbosa var. corymbosa
Lineage: Eukaryota; Viridiplantae; Streptophyta; Magnoliopsida; Gentianales; Rubiaceae
Source: the annotation of a GenBank genome assembly
AUGAGACCGACCCCCUUGAGAAACUUUUUCUGGCAUCUGGGUUCCAAAAAUCUCAACUUUGCAAAUGGAAAAGUAAGAUCAUUGUUCCAAUCAGCCACUGUUGAGAGGCAAGGUGUGGUAAGUGAUGCUGUGGAUGGAUCCUUAAUUGAAGAGCAGACAUCUUCAUGUGGAAGAUUAUCAGAAGACAUGCCUAAGCAUAGUAACAUUUCUGAUAUGUUAGUUGAUUCGUUUGGUCGGCAGCAUACCUAUUUAAGGAUCUCGUUAACUGAACGUUGCAAUUUACGGUGUCAGUACUGUAUGCCAGCUGAGGGGGUAGAACUUACACCCAACUCUAAUCUUUUAUCACAGAAUGAAAUUCUGCGUCUGGCAAAUCUUUUCGUCAGUUCUGGAGUUAACAAGAUUAGGUUGACUGGUGGAGAGCCUACUAUCAGAAAGGAUAUUGAAGAUAUUUGCUUACAGUUGUCAAGCCUAAAGGGGCUUAAAACCUUGGCCAUGACCACAAAUGGAAUUACUCUAGGAAGGAAACUUCCAAAACUGAAAGAGUGUGGACUGAAUUUACUGAAUAUUAGUUUAGAUACGUUGGUACCUGCAAAGUUUGAGUUCAUGACUAGGCGUAAAGGACAUGAAAGGGUAAUGGAAUCAAUUAAUUCAGCUGUUGACUUGGGAUACAAUCCUGUCAAGGUGAAUUGUGUUGUAAUGCGUGGUUUCAAUGAUGAUGAGAUAUCUGAUUUUGUAGAGUUGACACGUGACAAGCCAAUAAAUGUGCGCUUCAUUGAGUUUAUGCCUUUUGAUGGAAAUGUUUGGAAUGUCAAGAAACUAGUGCCAUACGCUGAAAUGUUGGACAGAGUGGUUAAACAAUUUACAGGAGUUCAGAGGAUCCAAGAUCAUCCCACUGAAACUGCAAAGAAUUUCCGGAUAGAAGGCCAUCAGGGUACAGUUUCUUUUAUUACAUCAAUGACUGAGCACUUUUGUGCUGGUUGCAACAGGCUGAGACUUCUAGCUGAUGGGAAUUUCAAAGUAUGUCUUUUUGGACCCUCAGAGGUUAGCUUGAGGGAUCCACUUCGUAGUGGUGUUGAUGACAAUGAGCUCAUUAAGAUUAUUGGGGCUGCGGUUAAGAGGAAGAAAGCUUCUCAUGCUGGCAUGUUUGACUUAGCAAAAACGCCAAAUAGACCAAUGAUUCAUAUUGGCGGCUAAGAAUUGAUUCAAGAGAAGUAUUGGUAAGGCUGUAUACAUCUUGACCCCCCAGAACCCAACCGAGUUGGGAAUAUAUUGGAUUAAGAUGACGAUUUGUCGAUAUCCAUAUAGCCAAUUUCACAAAACACAGGCUUACUUGCUGUAUCUUCUUGUCCUUUGUGGAAUCUUGGAGUUCUAACUGCCUAACGGAGAUGAAUAUUGUGGUAUCUCAGCCUCCAUUCAACUCGACGAAGUGAUUGACAGUUCAACACAUGAUGUGAAAGAAAUAGCAUAGAACAGAAAAAAGAGAGGCAAACAAGAUUGAAACGUAUGUGAUGUUGUAAAGUAAGCAACAGAAGGCAAUAACCGUCUGUUCAGUUUUGUGUCGUUUCAGGUAACAUGAGAUAUUUCUGUCAUCUAUAGGAGAUUAAUGCUACGGUUUAAAAGAGUUUUACGGUUGAUUUGUUGUCUGUACGCUAUACUUCAAAUUCGUUUUACAAAUGUAUUACAUCUUUCCUGGAAAGGAGGACAUAUUUGAUCAGUGCAAUGCUGUUGUGCUGUAAAUGAUGUAAAGUUUUCUGUUUGUGAGAUAUGCUGAGAUAUGCUCUCACAUAUAUUUGGCUUCAUGUUUUGUGGAUAUUUCAUUCUUUUGUAUGAACCCUUUUGUAUAAUAUGCAAGUGUAGAUUGGGAAGUAAAUUUGACUUCCCUCCACUCUAGUCUCCCUGGCAGACAACCUGUAACUUGGAUAUCUGAAUUCACUGUUCCUUUUAUUGCGUACCAAUCAUGAUUUAAUUUCCCCAGCG